AUGGGGUCGGGGGCGAGGUCCGGCGGACCGCUAGCCCCGUCCGUCGCGGGCUGCGCGCCUGGGACGCCGCGGCGGCACCGCGCAUGCUCCGUGCGUGGCCGGCGCAGUCCCGCAGUGCGCAGCUCCGCCGCCGCGUCCCGUCUCCGGCAGGGCCGCGCUCCGGCUGCCUCCGCUCGGCCUCCGCAGCUCUCGGCGCCCUCCGCAGCUCUCGGCGCCCUCCGCAGUCCCCGGCCCCGGCCGCCGCUCCAGCGCGCCCGUGUCGGCCCCCUGCCCCGCGAAGAUGGCUGCUGUCCGCCGGGCCCGCAGUUACUGCCGCUGCUUGGUGCGCUUCUCCGACCGAGAACUCUGUUAAGCCCUGCUGCGGGAGACGGGCAGGAGUAG
Molecule: messenger RNA, 381 nt
Organism: Cavia porcellus (domestic guinea pig)
Lineage: Eukaryota; Metazoa; Chordata; Mammalia; Rodentia; Caviidae
Product: putative SCAN domain-containing protein SCAND2P
Exons: 1
Coding region: 1-381 (126 amino acids)
Source: RefSeq, a predicted model, not a curated record